Naegleria gruberi is the source of this 393-nucleotide messenger RNA. RefSeq lists its product as uncharacterized. The transcript has 3 exons. Gene Ontology annotation, molecular function: metal ion binding; lactoylglutathione lyase activity. Lineage: Eukaryota; Heterolobosea; Eutetramitea; Acrasida; Naegleriidae. The record is from RefSeq and is a predicted model, not a curated record. Gene Ontology annotation, cellular component: cytoplasm. Bases 1 to 393 code for a protein of 130 amino acids.
AUGGCUCCAACACUUCUCCAUACCAUGAUCCGAGUUGGUAACUUGGAAAAGUCUAUCAACUUUUAUUGUAAUAUUUUCGGAAUGAAGGAAAAGAGAAGAAGUGAUUAUCCUGAAGGUAAAUUUACUCUUGCCUUCAUUGGAUAUGAAAAUGAUGCUCAUGAAAUUGAAUUGACUUAUAAUUAUGGUGUUGAAAAGUAUGAUAUUGGUACUGGAUUCGGACAUUUGGCUAUUGGUGUUGAGGAUAUUUACUCUGUUGUUGAACAAGUUAGAGAAUGUGGUUGUAAGGUUACAAGAGAACCAGGUCCAAUGAAGCACGGCACUACUGUUAUUGCCUUUGUUGAAGAUCCUGAUGGAUACAAGGUCGAACUCAUUGAACGUAAAACAAUGAUUUAA